Molecule: messenger RNA, 2661 nt
Organism: Podospora anserina S mat+
Lineage: Eukaryota; Fungi; Ascomycota; Sordariomycetes; Sordariales; Podosporaceae
Exons: 8
Biological process (GO): protein phosphorylation
Cellular component (GO): cytoplasm
Molecular function (GO): ATP binding; protein serine/threonine kinase activity
Source: RefSeq, a predicted model, not a curated record
CGACUAGGAGACUGCAUCGGAAAGGGAGCUUUCGGAUCUGUCUACAAGGCCUUUAAUUGGGGGACCGGGGAGGCGGUGGCUGUUAAGCAGAUCAAGCUGGUGGAUGUGCCGAAGAGUGAGCUGCGUAUGGUUGAGGUAGGUUUGGCUGAGAAGAUACCGGACCGAGAGGGGGUUGAAAUCGAUUUGUUGAAGAAUCUCAAUGUGAGUUUACAGCAUCCGAAUAUCGUCAAGUAUGUCGGGUUUGUCAAGACGGCCGAGUGCUUGAAUAUCAUCCUUGAGUACUGCGAAAAUGGAUCACUGCAUUCGAUUUCGAAGGCGUACGGAAAGUUUCCCGAGAACUUGGUGGGAGUGUACAUGGCUCAGGUCCUACAGGGCUUGCAGUAUCUGCACGACCAGGGUCUGGCGGACUUUGGCGUUUGGACGAGCCAGUUCAUGACGGGGAACGACAAGGAGGCUCAGGUGGUGGGGACCCCGUACUGGAUGGCGCCAGAGAUUAUUCAGCUGUCGGGUGCGACGUCGGCGAGCGAUAUCUGGAGCGUCGGGUGUACGGUUAUUGAGCUGCUGCAGGGGAAGCCGCCGUAUCAUAACUUGGCGGCUAUGCCGGCGCUGUUUGCCAUUGUUAAUGAUGAUCACCCUCCUUUGCCUGAGGGGGUGUCUCCGGUUGCGAGGGACUUUCUUAUGGCUUGUUUUCAGAAAGAUCCGAAUUUGAGGGUUACGGCGAAGAAGCUGAUGAAGCACCCGUGGAUUAUUGGGUGCAGGAGGACGGACGCUCCGGUGUCGAGACCACCUGCCAACUUCAACCAGGCGGUUGAGGAGGUUAAGCAGUGGAAUAAGGCUCUCAGGUCUUCGGAGCACAACAUGAGAGUCUCGAUUGGGUCUGAUCAGAGCAACGGCCCGAUCAGCCAGCGGCCGAACCUGGCUACGAAUAUCAGGGGCCCGUUGACGCUGGUGACGAAGCAGAGACCUACUCCUGAUGCGUUCAGAUCACCAGAGGUACCCGACGACGACAACUGGGACAACGACUUUGCGUCUGCUAUCUCGCCCACGGCUCUUCACCUCCCGCAUAUCAAGGGGCAGGAUAACUUUGGGGGGUUGUUGUCCAGCGACCGGCUCAAGGCGUUUGCUUCUAUUGACAGCCACCAGGACUCGGAAAACUGGGAUGAUAACUUUGAGGGGGAGCUGCUGACGAUCAAAGGGCCAAAGCACUGGUCUGAGAGCUUUGAUGCGCAGGAGCAGACGAUACGGCCGCUGCCGAAGAAGAGCAGUGACCGGUUGAGUGAGAAGCAUAGGAGGCAGAGGAGCAGGGAUAGCAGGGUGUCAAAGUCACCGACGAAGCAGCAGUUGUUGGGGAACAACGGCAAGUUUGAGCUACCGCCGAGGCCAGAUUUGCUGUAUCGGGAGCAGUCGGGGGACAAUGAUUAUUCGGAUUUGUUUGCGGAUAACGAGGGGGUUUUUGACAGGAGAUUGGGGGUUGUCAAGGAAGCUCCACAGCUGUUCCACCCCUCGGAUCUCACCAGUCCUCCACCGAGAUCGGCCACUCAACACCAGCAAUCUCCCUUGGGGGCUAGCAUAAGGAGACCUAACUCCUCGAGACCGCCAGCAACGACGGGGUCGUCGUUACAGCCGCCUGAACCGCCUGUUCGAAGGACGAGAUCGCAAGUGGAGAUUACAAAGUUUGCCGAGGACGAGCAGGACGAGGAUUUCUCGGAUAUAUUUGGCGUUGUCCCGGGGACUGACAACGCGACGUCUUUCUUGAAGAACGAGGCGACGGCUGAAGAAAGUGAUAGGGGGAGUGAAGAUGGUCAGCAGCAGCAGCAGCAGCUGGUGCUGAGUAAGCUGUCGAAUAGCAGCUGGCUUGGGGACGACGACGGGGACGAGGACGAUCCGUUUGCCAUGAUGGAGGAGCCGGGGUGGAUGGACGAGAUGGAUUUGGCGGCGAAUAUUGCGAGAGAUCGACAUGCUAGGAUGGCGGAGAAGGUGGAGAGUUUGGUGAAGAGUUUGUCCAAGAUGAGGCAGGUGGAGGAUGAGGAGGUGUUGGGGGAGCUGGCCGAGGAUUUGCUGGCGUAUUUGUGGGAGGGGGGGGAGGAGGUGAAGGGGCUGAUCAUGGGGGCGCAUGGGCUGCUGCCGAUAUUGGAGAUUUUGGAGGGGUGUGGGGUUAAGAGUCGGGGGGGCAUGGUGUUGGGGUUGUUGAGGAUUGUUAAUGCGAUUAUCCUUGAUGAUGUGGAGUUGCAAGAGAACUUGUGCUUCGUCGGUGGGAUACCGAUCGUCACCAAGUUUGCCGCCAGGCAGUACUCGAAUGAGAUUCGGCUCGAGGCUGCGGCGUUUGUGAGGCAGAUGUAUCAGACUUCUACCCUGACAUUGCAAAUGUUUGUCAGCGCGGGCGGGUUGAAUGUCUUGGUGGAGUUUCUGGACGAGGACUAUGAGACGAGUCAGGAUCUGGUGCUGAUUGGGGUGAAUGGGAUAUGGAAUGUGUUUGAGCUGCAGGGGCCGACGCCGAAGAAUGAUUUCUGCCGGAUUUUCAGCAGGAGCAAGAUUUUGGAUCCGCUGGCGGCGAUACUGCACAAGGUGCUGGACGAGGAGCGGGGGGAUGAGCUGAGCGAGCUGGUGGAGGGGAGGAUUGUGGGGAUUUUUUAUCUGUUUUCCCAGGCGGAGGCGUAUGUG